Rhagoletis zephyria (snowberry fruit fly) is the source of this 546-nucleotide messenger RNA. Lineage: Eukaryota; Metazoa; Arthropoda; Insecta; Diptera; Tephritidae. The record is from RefSeq and is a predicted model, not a curated record.
AUGGGAAACGUGUUUGCGAACCUCUUCAAGGGCCUCUUCGGCAAGAAGGAGAUGCGCAUUCUGAUGGUCGGUCUUGACGCCGCCGGUAAGACCACCAUCCUCUACAAGCUGAAGCUAGGCGAGAUCGUCACCACCAUUCCAACCAUUGGCUUCAACGUGGAGACCGUCGAGUACAAAAACAUCAGCUUUACCGUGUGGGACGUCGGCGGCCAGGACAAGAUUCGCCCCCUCUGGAGACACUACUUCCAGAACACGCAAGGCCUUAUCUUCGUGGUGGACAGCAACGAUCGCGAGCGUGUUGGUGAGGCACGCGAGGAGCUGAUGCGCAUGCUGGCUGAGGAUGAGCUUCGUGAUGCAGUCCUUCUCAUCUUUGCGAACAAACAGGAUCUGCCAAAUGCCAUGAGCGCCGCGGAGAUCACCGACAAGCUCGGCCUGCACUCACUUCGCAAUCGCAACUGGUACAUCCAGGCCACUUGUGCAACCACCGGUGACGGCCUCUACGAGGGUCUCGACUGGCUGUCCAACCAGCUGAAGUACCAAAAGUAG